Bipolaris oryzae ATCC 44560 is the source of this 975-nucleotide messenger RNA. RefSeq lists its product as uncharacterized. The coding region runs from base 1 to 975 and encodes 324 amino acids. The record is from RefSeq and is a predicted model, not a curated record. Lineage: Eukaryota; Fungi; Ascomycota; Dothideomycetes; Pleosporales; Pleosporaceae. Gene Ontology annotation, cellular component: cytoplasm. Gene Ontology annotation, molecular function: L-phosphoserine phosphatase activity; magnesium ion binding. Gene Ontology annotation, biological process: L-serine biosynthetic process; dephosphorylation. The transcript has a single exon.
AUGUCCACCCCCGAUGUUUUGCCAACCCGCCUCGUCGCAACUCUCUUCCAUAAAACCGGGCCCAUCGACUGUCUCGCCGACUUUGAGGUUGUGCUCACGACAAUCAUCCCAGGCUUGCAACGCGACUCAAUCACCACCAAGAGACUGGAUGCAACCAAGCAAUGUCGCGUAGCCGAGCUGACUUUUCCACUUCCAACCCCUGAGGCCAUUACACUCGAAAACCUGCGGAGACACGAUGCCGUCGCACAGUUUGAGCGCCAGUCGAGUGUCGAGUGCGUCUUCCAAGCAGACACAAUCUACCGGCGCUACAAACGACUUGCCGUCUUUGACAUGGACAGCACCCUGAUUCAGCAAGAAGUCAUUGACGAGAUUGCCUCCCUGAUUGGCGUCGAAAAGGAAGUCUCCGCCAUUACGGCUGCAGCCAUGAACGGCGAGCUAGACUUUGAGGCCAGUCUGCGCGCGCGAUGCAAGCUGCUAAAAGGCGUGCCCAGCACCGUCUUCGAAACCUUAAAACCAAGAAUAACACUCAACGAAGGUGUCAAGGAGCUCAUUACUGCACUCAAGAGGCUGGGCUUCAAAACUGUUGUUUUGAGUGGAGGCUUCACGCCCUUGACCGGCUGGAUGGGCGAGCAGCUCGGCCUGGACUAUGCCUUUGCUAACCAUCUCGUUGUCUCCGACGAUGGGGCUACCCUCACUGGCGAAUUGACAGGCGAGAUUGUCCAUGCGCAAAAGAAACGACAACACGUGCUUGAAAUUGCCGAAAACGAGAACAUACUCUUGGAACAAGUAGUAUGCAUCGGUGACGGCGCCAACGAUCUUCCCAUGAUGGGCGUAGCCGGUCUUGGCGUUGCUUUCCAUGCAAAGCCAAAGGUGCAGAUGCAGGCUCCUGCCCGCUUGAACUCGAAGAGCAUGCUGGAUGUUCUGUACCUUUUUGGUAUAUCCAAAGAAGAGCAGGAGGUCUUGCUACAACAAUAA